AUGUCUGGAGAGGUAGCUAUGUGUGACUCUAACUUUGGCAAUGUCAAGGUGAAGGAGCCGAGCGUGGGUGGCAGGUGGCGUGUGUCCUGGUACGAGCGGCUGGUGCAGCCCUGCCUGGUUGAGCUGCUGGGCUCUGCCCUCUUCAUCUUCAUCGGGUGCCUGUCUGUCAUCGAGAAUGGGCUGGACACCGGGCUGCUGCAGCCAGCCCUGGCCCACGGGCUGGCCCUGGGGCUCAUCAUUGCCACACUGGGGAACAUCAGUGGGGGACAUUUUAACCCUGCGGUGUCCCUGGCGGCCAUGCUGACUGGAGGCCUCACCCUGAUGAUGCUCGUUCCCUACUGGAUCUCCCAGCUGCUCGGGGGGCUGAUCGGGGCUGCCCUGGCCAAGGCAGUGAGUCCUGCGGAGAGGUUCUGGAACACAUCUGGGGCAGCCUUUGUGACAGUCCAGGAGCAGGGGCAGGUGGCAGGGGCGCUGGGGGCAGAGAUCAUCCUGACGAUGCUGCUGGCCUUGGCCGUGUGCAUGGGGGCCAUCAACGAGAAGACCAAGGGCCCUCUGGCCCCAUUCUCCAUCGGCUUAUCUGUCACCGUGGACAUCCUGGUAGGGGGUAACGUGUCUGGAGCCUGCAUGAACCCUGCCCGUGCCUUUGGACCUGCCGUGAUGGCCAACUACUGGGGCUUCCACUGGAUCUACUGGGUGGGCCCACUCCUGGCUGGCCUGCUAGUGGGACUGUUCAUUAGGUUCUUCAUUGGAGAUGGGAAAACCCGCUUGAUCCUGAAGGGACGGUGAAGCUGAGCUGGUGGGAUCCCUGCUGCUACUGCUGCC
Messenger RNA from Lemur catta (Ring-tailed lemur), 822 nucleotides. Its product is annotated as aquaporin-8. The record is from RefSeq and is a predicted model, not a curated record. Gene Ontology annotation, cellular component: plasma membrane. Bases 1 to 786 code for a protein of 261 amino acids. Gene Ontology annotation, biological process: transmembrane transport; water transport. The transcript is spliced from 6 exons. Gene Ontology annotation, molecular function: water channel activity. Lineage: Eukaryota; Metazoa; Chordata; Mammalia; Primates; Lemuridae.